Messenger RNA from Patiria miniata (bat star), 4189 nucleotides. It is a transcript of the gene vps51, whose product is annotated as vacuolar protein sorting-associated protein 51 homolog. The record is from RefSeq and is a predicted model, not a curated record. Lineage: Eukaryota; Metazoa; Echinodermata; Asteroidea; Valvatida; Asterinidae. Gene Ontology annotation, biological process: Golgi vesicle transport; endocytic recycling; Golgi organization. The coding region runs from base 101 to 2506 and encodes 801 amino acids. Gene Ontology annotation, cellular component: membrane; GARP complex; EARP complex. The transcript has 20 exons.
UAUUAAGACCGUAGGUUUGUUCUUAUUAUCGCUUGGUUUACAAAGUUGCUUUUGGACCACGCCCACAAAAUGGAACGCACGAGGGCGCUUUUCAUACAACAUGGCGGCUCCCAGCAGAGAUGACAUGGAUAGCGAGCAGCGACGGAGGCGUAAGCACGGGAUGCUGAAGAUGUACUAUGGCCUGGAUGAUGAGGCAGGCAAAGAGGCCACCACAGACCCCAUCGACAUCGACGGGGCGCACUUUGACCCUGACGUCUACUUGGCCAGACUCAUGAGGGAGAAGAGAUUGACUGAGUUAGUGGACCGGGAGGUGGACAUGGUCAAACAGAUCCGUUCCCUCGACAGUGACAUGCAGACUCUGGUCUAUGAGAACUACAACAAGUUUAUCAGUGCAACUGACACAAUAAGGAAGAUGAAAACCGACUUCAAGAAGAUGGAAGAAGAGAUGGAUCGCCUAGCAACCAACAUGGACGCCAUCACCGACUUCAGCGCUAAGAUCAGCGGUACACUGCAGGACAGACGAGAGCAGAUAACCAAACUAAGCAGCGUUCAUAUGCUACUCAAGAAGCUUCAGUUCUUGUUUGAACUUCCGGCCAGACUGAAGAAGUGCAUUGAGAUGAAAGCGUACAGCCAAGCAGUCAGGUACUAUGUGAAAGCCCGGGCUGUACUGCUCCAGUACCAACACAUGACAUCCUUCCACGGCAUCCAGCAAGACUGCAACGAGAUAGUCAAUGACCUACGCAUGAUACUGAGGGAACAGUUCAGCAACAGAGAGUCUAGCGCAAAGCAGCUGGCAGAGAGUGUGGAUCUGCUACUUCAGCUUAAAGAGCCGCCAGACGAACUCUGCGACGAAUUUCUUUCGCACGCUAAGGAGAAGCUGGAUGAGGACUUGGCUGAAAUUGCCUCCCAAGUGGACCCCGCCCUAGUUGGUACCCAGCAGCCUGAUAGCACCGCUGCCAUGGAGGGUACCGAUGAGACCAGACCUGCCGAGAAGCUGAUGCGGAAUAUACCGAUGGAUAUCUUAGAGUUUAUAGACAGCAGUUGCAACAGUUUUCUGAGUAACAUCAGCCUCCUCAUUGCGUCUUACAAGGAGUUGUUCGUGGACAGGCAAGCCACAGACUCCCAGGAGCAGGAGAAGCUGGUAGAGGUUGCCCAUGCCAAGCUGGCUGAGUUUGUCAACUCACGCAUGCAGCAGUACUUCACACAUGUAGACGAGAGGAUCAAAACAGAAAAAAGCACAGUAGACAACUCCCUCCUGGUCCGGGCGCUUGACCGCUUCUACCGACGGCUCCUCGCUACCGACCGCCUUGUCCCACAGCUCAAGAUCAUCGAGCGCGCCUCGGCUAUCAUAGCUCAGUGUGGCCAUGAGAGGGCGCUGUUCUACUUUGAUGGUCUCAAGCGUCACUUUUCAGAGUGCAUGACGGACAUACGCCAGACUCUGUGUGCGCCAAGAAUAGCAGGCAAGAAGGAUAAGCCGGACAUGGUGGACCUACUCAACACAACAACCACAUCGGUCGUAGAACAACUCAAAGUCAUUCUCACUAACCUCAAGGCCUUCAUAGCCAGCGACAUCACGUUCUCCCAGACGCCAUAUUUCCGGGGUCCCUUCUGUCAAGAUGACGUCAGGGAGGGGCUUCUUGUUGCUUUCUUCAGGCACAUGUAUUCAGCUUCGCGUGAUCUGUGUGAUGGUGUUGGGGAGAAAGGAUCCACCACCGCACCAGCGCUCAUUCUAGUCCUGUCCAGACUCUUGCUAGACUUUGAAUCCACCACUAUCAGCCAGCUGCUAGUGCUAACGGAUGAGUUGUUCCCUAUUGACAAUCGGCGUAGCUUAACCCAGACCUCAGUACUGUGUGCUGAAGCCCAGAGCGCUGCACAGACCCUACUGAAUCAUUACGUCAAAGUCCAGGGGCUCCAGAUAUCUCAGAUGCUCAGGAAGAGUGUUGAAACACGUGACUGGCUGAACACCAUAGAGCCACGCACGGUGCGCGCUGUCAUGAAGCGUGUCGUGGAAGACAUCACCACCAUCGACAGCCAAGUGGGGGCGCUCUACGAGGAAGGGAUACGCAAGGCCCACAGCAGCGAUUCCAGCCGGAGAGCGCUGAGCUACAGCGUGUCCAAGCAGCAGCAGCAGCGCAUGCAGAGAAGCUACGCAUCAAGUAGCAACUUUGACACCAGCUUGAUGAGCAACAUCCAGAAGCUCUUCUCGGAGCGGAUUGAGAUCUUCAGCAGUGUGGAGUUCUCCAAGGUGUCCAUUCUUACAGGCAUCGUCAAGAUCAGUCUCAAGACAUUUCUAGAGUGCAUCAGACUGCGGACGUUUGGCCGUUACGGCCUGCAGCAGAUCCAGGUGGACACCCACUAUCUCAACUUGUACCUCUGGCGCUUCGUGUCCGAUGAAAAAUUGGUUCAUUUCCUACUGGAUGAGGUCGUGGGGAGUGCCCUGCAUCGAUGUCUGGAUGCUGUCUUGAUGGAAACUAGCAUCGUGGAGGUCAUCUGUGAUAGAGGCUGACAUGUGAUAUGCCAUUCUCACCCUAUCAGCAAUGGAUAAACUUCAAUAUUUCCAUUCCAAGGUACUAAAACUGUUUUAGAGAACAGUAUUUUUACCCAGGAAAAUGCAUUAUUACUCUGCCCUUAUUUGCAAAAGAUGGCCUUAUUCAAGUGCAAUAGAUUUCUGUGGGAUGCAGCACCAGCUUGCAAAGGGUUAGAUUGGGCAACACUUUAUAAUUUUGUAGUGGGUGUCAUGUUGACUGUUCAUGUAGUAAAUUACAUAACCGGCAUACGGAUCCUUUUCGUUAUUGCUACCAUUCACGCCAGGGCUCAAAAAGUCCCAUUCGCCCAUGGGGAAUUCAACAGUUAGGAUCAGUCUUGUUCCAUGACGCGGUAUUUGUGUGCAAAUGCAUGCUGGUGUGCGCGUUCAGGUUUCGCGCAACGCGUAUUGUUCCACAGAGUUGGGUUCAAACAUUUCCGUGAAGGGGUGGUUUGGAAGAGAGAAAUACAUUUUCCACCAAUUUUGUAUUGAAAUAAAAGUUCAAGUAUAUCAAAUUACAAGUAUCUGUAUGUCAGUUAUAUAAAACAAAUAUGGAGUGGCUUUCAAUUGUGAAAUGGGAGGAAUUUUAUCGCUCGGUAAAAUCUGGACUUUUCCAGUUCACUCGGCUUUGCCUUGUGAAAUGGAAAAGUCCAGAUUUUACUUUGCAAUGAUAUUCCUCCCAUUUCACUCUGAGCCACUCAAUAUUUGUAUACUAGACAACCAAGACAUUUGUAGUGACUUGCUGCUCAAGAACCUCAUUUCAUAAGCUGUGCUCCACAGAUUAUUCUUCUGCCAACCUGUGCGAAGUAAAAAUGACUUGUAAACAUUCCUUUGUGUAACUCUUUAUUUUACAGAAGGUUCAUUUAACCGUAAUUGUAAUGCACAAAAUAUAGAAUGUGGAAAGUGCAGCUUUAAUCUGUCAUAAGCAGAGUACACAUGAUAUCAGUAUUUGCCUGCUCAACCUGAUUUUGAGUUUUAGGUUUCCUAUAAUGCUCAAAAGAAAAGUUUGCUUAAAGUUGCUUAGAAGGAGGAUCUUUUGGGGCUUAGCACACAAAAAACCUGGCUGAGCACGUAAGUCAAAAAGUGAAGUUAUCUACAUUGCUUGUGGCAUGCUUUCAGCUCGCAACUUGUUUUCAGCAUAGCAUCGAACUUGCAAAGCAAUGUGUUCUGGGUCUGCAUAAAAAUUGGGCCGUGGAUUUUUUCAACAAUCAGUCAUCUGCCACCCAAUUCAAAUUAACGUAUUGUCAUGAAAAUGACUAAACCCCAAUUAAUCCACUUAUUAGAAGAAAACAAAAUUUAAAAUAUAAAGCCUGGCUUCUAGCUUAAUUUAGAUUUCAUUAUCAUCAGAUUUUGUGCUCGUUUUGUUUUAAGAUUGUUUGCAAUCCUAAAAUCAGUGGUCCUAUGAUAAUUGGAUUCAUUUUUGCCAAAUGACUGCUGGUUGCUUUUAAUUUUCGGGAGCGUAAUUAAACGACAGAUAGGACUUUUUAAUUUUGUUAUGAAGUAAUUAAAGCUGAGGCAAAACCUGUGCAAGGGAAGAAGACAGAUAAGUCUGAAUCUGCCACGCUGUCUUUGACCCAAAAAGUAAAGAAAAUGGGACGAUAGGUUUUCAACUUAGUGGUGGGUCAAGGGAGUGAGGGGGUCUAAACCACCCUCUCCUCCCCCCCC